Molecule: messenger RNA, 1205 nt
Organism: Hermetia illucens (black soldier fly)
Lineage: Eukaryota; Metazoa; Arthropoda; Insecta; Diptera; Stratiomyidae
Exons: 3
Coding region: 293-1108 (271 amino acids)
Source: RefSeq, a predicted model, not a curated record
CUCGACACGUUUCACACUUGCCGCAAACUCCAAACCUCAACCAACAUUUUGCGGGCCAAAUAUCGCCAACCACAGGUUUGCAAGUGCGUUAGUGUUUUCUGACCAGGCAAGCAAAUUCAAACGUGUGGAUAGUGUUUGGCUGGGCUUGUGUAGUCGAUCCGAUUGAGUGUCGGUUUUUGGUAUUAACCAAAGGGAAUUUGCCGCAAGCGCUUGUGAGGCAUCUACAUGUUUGUGAGCACUCAGUCUUGUUUGUGUACUGGGGGCAACCACACGUGCGUGUUUUUUUAGUAAAAUGAGUGACUGGUCAACAGAAGAUGCAUUAAACUUCUUGGGAUGUUACCAGGCAGAACCCUGCAUUUGGGACCCAAACAAUCGUGAUCACAAGGACAAAAAGAAAGUCGCCGAAGCAUGGAAUCGUCUUAGCAUCGCGUUUAAUAAACCGGUAAAGGAACUAAAAAUGAAGAAGGAAAUUCUCAUGGUCUCUUUUAGGAAAAAUUUAAAGAGAAAACAGGAAUCAAUUCAGGCUGCCGCAGGAGGCGAUGGUAUUUUUGAGCCAACAUGGUUUGCUUAUGAAUUAAUGGAAUCGUUUCUUCUGCCGGUAUAUAGCACAAAGUUGAACUUAAACUCAGAAACGCAAAUAAAGUCAUCAGAAAUAGCUGCAGAUGUGAUCGUCCAUGAAAAUGAGGGGGCAGCAAGUGAUAACAGUUUGACAAGUCCCUCGACUUCUGUAGCCGCUUCCCCUGCACGAUCUAUAAAAAGAAACACGAGGAAAAUUCGUCGUCGCACUGCUUCAGCCUUUUCCAAACAAAAAAUGACCACAGCGUUUAGUCAAUUAACGAACGCGGUUACACAACGUCCAUCGAAACCUUCAAGGGCAGAUGAAGAAGAUGAAUGUGAUUUGUAUGCUAAACUUUUAGCCAGAAAGAUGAGGGAACUUCCUAAAGACGACAGGAAGUUAAUGAUGUACGAAAUAGAUGGUUUAUUUAUACGCAAAAUUAAACGAAGGACAUUUUCGCGAGAAACAUCAUCCCCUCAGUAUUUCGCACCUUCUACACCAUCAUCAGCGUCGACGCCUCAAAAUAUCGAUGAUGAUAACUGCAAUUUUUAAGAGUCUUAACCUUUUUUCGAUUUUUCUUGCAAUAAAAAUAAAUGUAAUGUUUUUAUGUGUUAUUAUUGGAAUCUUAAAUUAUGAUAUAAAAUUUUCA